UAGUGACAACAUAACCUCAAUUAUUUCGCUUCUCGGGAAAUUUUCUGUGAUUUCAGGAUGAAUUUCCUCAGGACAGUGGCAAAGUAUCAUCGUGUGGGAGAGAAGAACCUAUCAACAACCUGUCCAAGAUUCAUAAACCGCCGGAAGACUCUUCUGAAAGUGGAUAAAUCGAUAGAAGAGAAUGUCAUGGAAUUUCUAAACAACUGCACACGUCCCGAAGCGUCUCAGUGGAAAAAUCUCAGAAGUCAGCUUCUCACCAUAGCCCCAAGAAUCAGCCUAGCAAAUGUAGACGCCACUAUUGUAGGAUUCUGCGUGCAGGCAAAGAAAUUAACCGCCGCAAGGGGAUUUGUUGAAUUCCUGGAUAGAGAUCCGGAUAUUGGGGGAGCAAAUUGUGCCACCCUGACACGUCUCCUUCGUGUAUAUCAUGCCAUAGCCACUGAGAGACCUCUUACACAAACCGAGGAAGAAGAAAUUGGCCAGAUUUAUGGGAAAUUGAGAGAGAAAUUUCCUCAUUUCGAUGCAAAUACAUCUGAGGGAAUUAUUGCUGCUCUUUCAAUGACAUCCAGGUGGAAGGAAUGCCUGGAACUGAUGGACGGCAUUGAGAUACUCUGCAAACCUUCAACAAAUACCUACAUGAGUGUUAUUGAGGCUGCAUUUCGGCACAACGAUAAGGUCAUUGCCCUUCAAAUUCUCGAAAAAAGUGUUAGAAAUUCCCGGAUUCCCAAAUGUUCAGCACUGAUAGCCUGGAUUGACUUUUGUGACCAUCAGGGAGGGGACAUCCAAGAAUUCCUUCAUUUUGUAGAAACAAAUGAUCUACAAAUCUCUGAUGAAGUUAUCAAGAGGCUAGAAAAGCAUCUUCAGAACAUUGGGAUUCCAUCCUGGAGGACUGCUGUAGAUCCAAAUGGUACCUGCUAUGAAUGUUCAAUGCCUAUGAAGCCUGUUCGGUUAUCAGAUGAGGAAUUUGCCGAGCUGCAGAGUCAAUUCUUGAGCAAAGUUCUCAUAAGAGAGGAUGUUUUCCUGAAAUCCAAUCCCAAAGAGGUAGAAGUGUUCAGGAAGUUCCUGUCGCGUACACAGCCUUUUGAUUGCAUCGUGGAUGGACUCAAUGUGGCCUUGUCUAAAGGAACCUCACGCACAGGGGAUAUCCUGGCCAAGAACUUAAUUGGCGUCGUUAGGCAUUUUUCACGGAAAGGUCAGAAAGUUUUGGUCUUGGGACGGAAGCAUAUGAAUGGAUGGCCUCAGGAAUAUAUGACUCUAUUGAGGAAUCAGGCAAAGGUGUUUCUAACAGACAAUCUCUCGCAGGAUGAUCCUUUUUUGCUCUAUGCUGCUUUAACUAGUGGAAAGGACUGUACUAUCGUCUCGCGGGAUUUAAUGCGCAGUCAUGCCUUCCUGUUGGGCACUCAGGAGUUGAGGAGUAGUUUUAGGAAGUGGCAGCAUACAAAUCAGUUCAGACUGGAAUACUCUCCAGGGAAGAAAAUUGUCCUCCAAGCACCGCCAAUGUUCUCAGUGACCGCCCAUGAGAUUGAUGGUCAGUGGCAUGUACCUUUUCAACCCGAGUACUCACCCCAUCAGCUGGAUUUAUUUGAGAUUCCACAGGAAUGGCUCUGUUUUGACAUGUCCGGAUACAAAAGUGCCCCCGGGGGCGUAGAAAUGUAGAAUUUAAAAAAUAAAAAGUUUUUGAGGUUA
Phlebotomus papatasi is the source of this 1683-nucleotide messenger RNA. It is a transcript of the gene mldr, whose product is annotated as mitochondrial ribonuclease P catalytic subunit. The transcript has a single exon. Gene Ontology annotation, cellular component: mitochondrion; mitochondrial ribonuclease P complex. Gene Ontology annotation, biological process: tRNA 5'-leader removal; mitochondrial tRNA 5'-end processing. Bases 58 to 1653 code for a protein of 531 amino acids. The record is from RefSeq and is a predicted model, not a curated record. Lineage: Eukaryota; Metazoa; Arthropoda; Insecta; Diptera; Psychodidae. Gene Ontology annotation, molecular function: protein binding; ribonuclease P activity.